CUGCACCACAAUAACCAUUUGUCACGGAAACGCAUGCGCACGCGCUCGUGUUAACCGUUAAAAAAUCGAUAAAUAAUCGAUUAUUUUUUAUGUUUAAAAAUCUAGACAAUCGAUUGAUUGUAGGUGUCUUUUAUAUUGUGAAGUGAAUUGUUUUCGUGCAAUGGUUGAUUAGUUUGUGUGAGUUACGUGGUUGUGUAGUUUACAGUACCAGGAUUGCAGAUUUGAAAGGAGAUUACAAGCCCUAUAAUGAAGACUGAUAUCAAGAUGUGGUCGUUUGAGGAGAUCGCCUUCCAGGCAGAGAUGAACCGGCACGAAGAUCCUGACUCCGAGGAGGACGCUUUCGUGCUGUGUGGAGAGGACCCUACCACCAGGAAUAAGAAGAUUGUGGAAUUCAGGAAUUUGAUUAAAGAAAGAAACGAGUGUCACCCACACAGAACUGAUGACGCGUAUUUGCUGCGAUUUCUAAGAGCCAGACAGUCGAUACCAGCGCGGGCUCAUCGUUUGUUAGUACGUUACUGCAAUUUCCGAGAAGCGAAUCCGCACUUAUGGCGAGACGUGGACUGGUUCGGCUUGACACGGCUCGGGAGCGUCUUCGAAGGAGUACUCUACGACAGACCUGAUGUGGGAAGAAUCAUUAUUUGCAGAUUAGGGUUAUGGGACCCAGACAAGCUUCCAGUGGAGGACCUGAUCCGAGGAUGUCUUCUGCUACUGGAGAUCGGCAUCAUGCAGCCAAAGCUGCAGAUAGUGGGCGGCACCGGCCUGCUGGACUGCGAGGGUCUCACUAUGAAGCACAUGAGACAGUUCUCGCCGUCAAUAGCCUUACAAGCCAUGAAUGUUAUGGGGUACUCCUUCCCACUUCAUCAACGCGGGAUUCACAUCAUUAACUGCUCGAGGUUCUUCGAAACACUGUUCCCGCUGUUCAAGAGGCUCGCCCCAGCAGAUGAUCUCUGGAAGAAGGUCUACAUGCACGGUUAUGACAUCACUUCCUUACACAGGUACGUAGAUCCAGAAUGUCUCCCAAAACGGUACGGUGGGUAUCGUGAUCCAGUAUCUUUAGAAAGGUGGCUCACGAAGAUCAAGGAGUACAAAAAUAAGAGCUUCGACAAUGACAUGAGAAAUCUAGGCUAUGGAGUUGAUUAGGAUAAGUCUGUAUUUCCAAAACCUGAUGACAACAUUGCAAUGGGCACUAUCGUUAUAGUACUUAUGUACAAGCAUAAAGUGACCUGGUGGUAGAAUCAGGUCCAGGUGGAGUGUCAACCAAUGUCGAAGAGUGAAAUUUUUCGAAAUAGAACCCGAAGCAACAUAUUUAUGUCUAUGCAUGGCCGCCACCAACAUUAGUUUUAGGAGGAGCAUCUGCACCUACACAUAGUACUAUCUAUAUAUAUAAAAAUCAAUUGCUGUUCGUUAGUCUCGCUAAAACUCGAGAACGGCUGAACGGAUUUAUCUUAUCUUGGUCUUGAAUUAUUCGUGGAGGUCUAGGGAAGAUUUAAAAGGUGAGAAAAAUUCGAAUAAUUGCCGGGAAAAUCCUCAAAACAGCAUUUUUCUAUUUCCCAUACAAACGUUUUCUAACUAAUACGUAGAGUCAA
Messenger RNA from Manduca sexta (tobacco hornworm), 1586 nucleotides. RefSeq names its product clavesin-1. Gene Ontology annotation, molecular function: phosphatidylinositol bisphosphate binding. Bases 247 to 1140 code for a protein of 297 amino acids. The transcript is spliced from 7 exons. The record is from RefSeq and is a predicted model, not a curated record. Gene Ontology annotation, cellular component: membrane. NCBI's taxonomy places the organism in Eukaryota, Metazoa, Arthropoda, Insecta, Lepidoptera, Sphingidae.